Molecule: messenger RNA, 1029 nt
Organism: Arvicanthis niloticus (Nile rat)
Lineage: Eukaryota; Metazoa; Chordata; Mammalia; Rodentia; Muridae
Product: pre-mRNA-splicing factor 18-like
Biological process (GO): generation of catalytic spliceosome for second transesterification step; RNA splicing
Cellular component (GO): U2-type post-spliceosomal complex; U4/U6 x U5 tri-snRNP complex; U5 snRNP
Source: RefSeq, a predicted model, not a curated record
AUGGACAUCCUGAAAUCAGAGAUUCUGCGGAAGCGGCAGCUGGUGGAGGACAGGGAUUUGCUGGAGGAAAAUAGAAAAUAUUUCAAGCGGAGUAAACUUGCAGAAAAAGAAGAGGAAGCAUAUUUUGAAAGAUGUGGCUACAAGAUACAGCCAAAAGAGGCUGAGCAGAAACCACUAAGGACAGCAAGUCCAGGGCUGGGACUUGAAGUAGAAGAGGAAAAGCUUCCUAUGACUCUGUCUAGGCAAGAGGUCAUCAGAAGACUGAGAGGACGAGGAGAUCCAAUUAGGCUGUUUGGUGAAACCGAUGAUGAUGCUUUUAAACGCUUAAGAAAAAUGGAGAUCCUCACACCGGAAGUUAACAAGGGCUUAAGGAAUGAUCUGAAAGCAGCUUUGGACAAGAUUGAGCAGCAGUCCUUGAAUGAAAUUGUGGGUGGUCAGGAGCCUGGAGAGGAGGACACACAGAAUGACCUGAAAGUUCCCGAGGAGCACAGCACCCUUGAAGAGUUAGAGGCACUGGGGGAGUCCCUAGGGAAAGGUGACGAUCAUAAGGACAUGGAGGUCAUCACCAAGUUCCUCAAGUUUCUUCUUGGUGUUUGGGCUAAAGAACUGAAUGCCAGAGAGCACUGGGUGAAAUGCAGCGUGCAGGGCAAGCUGAACAGUGCUACCCAGAAGCAGACCGAGUCCUACCUCAGACCGCUUUUCAGAAAGCUCCGCAAAGGGAAUCUUCCUGCUGAUAUUAAGGAAGCCAUAACAGAUAUCAGUAAGUUCAUGUUGCAGAGAGAGUACGUGAAGGCCAAUGAUGCUUACCUUCAGAUGGCCAUUGGAAAUGCCCCCUGGCCCAUUGGUGUCACCAUGGUUGGUAUCCAUGCCAGAAGUGGCAGGGAGAAGAUUUUUUCCAAGCAUGUUGCACAUGUUUUGAAUGAUGAAACCCAACGGAAAUACAUUCAGGGACUGAAGAGGUUAAUGACAAUUUGCCAGAAGCACUUUCCUGCGGACCCAUCCAAAUGUGUGGAGUAUAAUGGGCUGUAA